Molecule: messenger RNA, 2179 nt
Organism: Nilaparvata lugens (brown planthopper)
Lineage: Eukaryota; Metazoa; Arthropoda; Insecta; Hemiptera; Delphacidae
Product: protein ALP1-like
Source: RefSeq, a predicted model, not a curated record
AUGAAACAAAUUUUUCUCAGUUACAUUAUUUAUUAUUUUGUAAUGAGAAAUUAGAAAAAAAACAUUAUUUUAAUUGCAUUACUUUUAAAAUCAGACUGAACAUUUUAAAUUGUUAAAUAAUCUAAUAAUAGAAAAAUACACAGAACUUGCUUAAUGUGUUAGUUGAAUUGCUCAUAACUAGGAUUAUAUAGGUUUGAUGACUCUGUGAAUUUCGUGCCUCCUGAGAACUCCCCUUGACUCUGCGGAAAUGUUCCUUGGGGGGAUGUCAUCAUUGAUAGUUGGUAGUUGUUGUUGACAGAUGGCGGCCUGCUGUCAUAACAAGAGCUCGCUGUAGAUGGCCUGCUGCUUGUAUACUGGGCGAUCUGGGGUAGAUUGGUGUGAGUGUUCACCAAAAGCAAACUCAUCUACAAUUUGCUGAAUCCGGCUCCGAAAUCUAAGCUUUUUUUCUGGGGCAAUUUUUGAAAUGAACGGCAACAGACUUUUAAAAAACAUCAAAUCAUCAUUUUCAGGUUCCUUCUGAAGAGCAUUUUGUAUUGUAGCUAUCUUCUGUUGCUCCAGCUGCAAUAUCUUUUCGUUGUACUGUAAAUUGCCCAUCACUCACUUCCUUUUUUUUUGGCAGACUUGAAAGUUCCUUUGGCUCGUUUGAAACAGCAGAAUGGACGUCCCCCAAGUCACCAGUAAGCGGUUCUUCCCCAGCUAGAGAACUUCAGUUCCGGCUGUGUCUUCAGUUUCCUGAUGAUCAAGGACAAUGUUUUCCUCAUUUUGUUGAUAAUUUUCUUCUUCGUUGACGGAAGGUACUUUUUUUAAGUUGCUUGAAGAUGCUCUAGGUCUAACUACAUCUUUCAAAAAAACCAUAGCUUUGAAGUAAGGCCAUUUAGGUUCACUUUUAUUUUCGGCUGUGUCCCCCGAUCUUGCCGGCUUUAUUUUGCUGCACUCUACGCUAAAUUGAUCCCGCAGGUACUUCCACUUCUUCCGAAGCACAGGUUCUGAAACCAAUUACAGUUUGUUAUAUUGAUAUAAGGAAUUUGUUUCAGGUUUUUGUCAACGGGUAUGUCAUUUCGAGGAUUGGCAUUCUCUUUUAGAAUGGGAAAAUCUACAGUUGCUAAUAUUGUUAAGGAGACAGUUACGGCAAUAUGGGAUGAAUUGCAACCACUUUAUAUGCCUACACCAUCAGAAGAAGAUUUUAGUAAAAUAGCUAAUGAUUUUGCUGAAAUAUGGAACUUCCCACAUGUGAUUGGUUGUCUAGAUGGCAAACAUAUCAGAAUAAAGUGUCCAGAUAAUUCGGCUGCAAUGUUCUUUAAUUAUAGAAAGUUCUUUUUUAUUGUUCUGCAAGGUUUAGUGGAUGCAUCCUACAAAUUUAUAACUGUUGACGUUGGAGGUUACGGAAAGCAAAGUGAUGGUGGAACUUUUCUUGCAUCCAACUUGCACAAAUUCAUUGAAUCUGAAGAUAUAACAUUUCCAGAACCUAAAAUGGUGCCUAAUACAAAUGUCCAAGCUCCUUUUGUGAUGUUGGCUGAUGAAGCAUACCCGCUGCUGCCUCAUUUAAUGACACCUUACAAGAGAAAGAACUUGGACCCCACGAAAAGGAAUUACAAUAAGAGACAUUCAAGAGCUAAAACAGUUGAGUGUGCGUUCGGAAUCCUGUAUGCAAAAUGGAGAAUACUUUCAAAAGUACUAGAUACGGAUGUCGAGUUGACAGAAAUGAUGAUUAAAUGUGUAUGCGUUAUUCACAACACAAUAAUAGAUCGAGAAGGCUUUCAAAGACAUAUGACAGAGGUUGAGGUCCUAGGGGAAUCAUUGGUGUGUCAAAGGGAAGGCAGGCAAUUGGACAACGCAAAGGAAAUCAGAAACACGUUUGCAAAAUUUAUUGAAAAAUAUCCGCUUAUCUACAAACACAAUUAAAAGUGUAAGGUUUUUGUGUCAAUGUAACUGCCUUUUUUAGCAAAACUUUAAUCAAUCAAUCAUGUUCACAUUCAAUCGAUCAAUGUUAAAAGUGUAUUAACUACUGACAUAAAAUGUAUAUAUUAAAAUUUCAAUUGCAACUGAUUGUUUUUAUGAUAUGAAUUAUCCUUGUAAAGACGUAUUUUGUUAGAAACUGAUUUACAAUUAUUUGACAUUAAACUUUAAAAGGGAAACAUUGCCUUAUUUGUUAUGCUUAUUAAAAAAGAAUUCACCUCUU